Molecule: messenger RNA, 261 nt
Organism: Strongylus vulgaris
Lineage: Eukaryota; Metazoa; Nematoda; Chromadorea; Rhabditida; Strongylidae
Source: the annotation of a GenBank genome assembly
AUGGGUUUUGGCAACUUCAACAAGGUUGUGCUGAUUUUCUCUCGCCCAUUCUGGGAUGUCACACAGAACUAUUUUGGCCAUCUUAAUCAUUCCAGGGCUUCCCGAGGAGAAAUGUUUAUGUUUACGGCAUUGAGCAAAGCUCCAGUGUUGAUAGCGAUGAUGGCUGGCGAAGCAGCUAAUUUGGAAGCACCUAAUGAGGUGAUUGUCCGGAAAGCUAUGAAUGUACUGGCAAACAUUUUUGGUUCUGCUUGUCCAAAAGGG